This is a messenger RNA of Monoraphidium neglectum, 384 nucleotides long. RefSeq lists its product as hypothetical. Bases 1 to 384 code for a protein of 127 amino acids. The record is from RefSeq and is a predicted model, not a curated record. The transcript has 4 exons. NCBI's taxonomy places the organism in Eukaryota, Viridiplantae, Chlorophyta, Chlorophyceae, Sphaeropleales, Selenastraceae.
AUGAGCGGCAUUGCGGACCAGGGGCUGCGCUCCAGCCAGUGGACCAGCGCGCGGCUGCGCAGCCAGACGCUGUAUCUCGAGACAAGCAGGGAGAGGUUUGAGCUGAAGUACCAACCGCCGCAGGAGCAGGAGGAGCGGCAGCAGGACCUGUACCAGCUGGCGCGCUGCAAGUGCGCGCUGCCCCUGGCCACCAUGAAGAAGCUCGGGGUGCCCAUGCCGCCGGCAGAGGUGGAGGUGCUGCAGAGCGACGUAGCGUGGGACGAGUUCAAGUGGUCCAACCUGUCAAUGGCAGUGCGGGGCCAGGUGUUCCACGUCGUGCGCAUGCACUUCAUGGCCAACUCAAAGCCAGGCGGCGGCGGCGGCGGCGCGGACAGCAGCAGCUGA